Messenger RNA from Lactuca virosa, 2718 nucleotides. The record is from the annotation of a GenBank genome assembly. Lineage: Eukaryota; Viridiplantae; Streptophyta; Magnoliopsida; Asterales; Asteraceae.
AUGAUGCCUAAUCCCUUAUUCAAUACAUCUGAUUCGAAGAGCAAUAUGGUUGAGUCAAAAACAAACAACUCUGCAGCUACAACCACCAAAAACAAUAAUGCUAAUUUGAAACACAAUAACUCUGUCAUCACCGAGAACAACAUUGAAACAAAUAACAACUCAGCUGUCAGUAACAACAACAUCGAUGUGAAUACCAACUCAGAUUCAAAAACAAGCAUUGAUGCUCUCGCUCAGGGAUAUAGUGGUGGUGGUGGUACAUUAUCUCCACAUGAGGAUGCCCAAAUGUCUGAGAGCAAACAUUCUCUUAAUGGAAACAAGGUGUACAAAAGUGGGCCAUUAUUUUUGUCAUCCAAAGGGAUUGGAUGGACCUCUUGGAAGAAAAGGUGGUUUGUUUUGACACAAACCUCGUUAGUUUUCUUUCGAAGUGAUCCAAAUGUUGCGUCUCAAAGAGGAUGUGAGGUUAAUCUGACCCUUGGUGGCAUAGACAUCAACAGUUCGGGAAGUGUUGUUGUUAAAGUAGAUAAGAAACUCUUGACGGUUUUAUUCCCAGAUGGUCGUGAUGGGAGAGCUUUUACUCUUAAGGCUGAAACUGUAGAUGAUUUAAAUGAAUGGAAGGAUGCAUUGGAGGAGGCUUUGGCAAAUGCACCAAGUGCUAGCCCAAAAGUGGGGCACAAUGGAACAUUGAAAAAUGAGAAGAUUGAUACAGCCGACGGGUGUUCGGAACAAUCAAACGACCAACCGCUAACAACAUCAUUGGUCCUUGGUCGUCCAAUCUUACUUGCAUUGGAAGAUAUAGAUGGAACCCCAUCUUUCUUGGAGAAAGCCCUUAGAUAUGUUGAAGAUCAUGGAUUAAAAGUAGAAGGCAAUAUUGAGGCAAGCUGCGGAUGUGGAAGAUGGAAGGUGGAGUUUACCGCAGAUGAGGAUGCACAUGUUAUAGGAGAUUGUAUAAAGUAUGUUCUUCGAGAGUUGCCAUCAUCCCCGGUUCCAGCAUCUUGUUGCAAUGCUUUGCUAGAUGCGUAUCGGACCGAUCGAUCCACGAGAGUUAAUGCCAUACGUACAGCUAUAUGUGACACAUUCCCCGAACCAAAUCGACGUUUAUUACAAAGAAUUCUAAUAAUGAUGGAAACGGUCGCUGACAACAAGACAGUGAACAGAAUGAGUGUUUCAGCAGUUGCAGCUUGCAUGGCACCACUACUUCUUCGUCCCCUUUUGGCUGGUGAAUGUAACCUUGAUGGUCAAUUCAGUAUGUCUGGUGGUGAUGGAUCUGCUCAACUUCUUCAAGCAGCUGCAGCUGCUAACCAUGCUCAAGCAAUUAUUAUCACCCUUCUAGAAGAAUACGAUAACAUAUUUGGGGAAGGAGACAUGUUAAGUGAUCUAUACUCUGAUUCGGAAGAGCUUGGAAGUGAGAGUGAAGAGCUUAGUGAAGAUGAAAUAUAUGAAGAUGACGAUGAAGAUGAUGGUGAAUAUUCGUCUGAGAGUUCUAAUACAGAUAAAGAUUUUAUACAUGCAUCCACCUCGAGGCAGAGUGGUGAUGAUAGAGAUAAUCCUCAAAUUCAUAACAAGGGACUUGGUCAUGUUUCACGUUCCAUUUCCCAAAAAGUAACUAAUGAUCUUGAUGCCGAAAAAAAGUUAACAUCAAGUAUUGACCCGUCAACAAAAAAAUCAGUUGAGCAUUCUGAAAAUGACAAUGUCCACGCAAGUACAGAUAGAAAUUCAAGUGAUAAUAUUAUUCAUCGAUCUUCAACUACUACAGAUGGACCUCCAAACAUGCAACGCAUGACUUCUCGCCGAACAAGUGUAAACAAAAAGGCAUCAAAUGCCAAUAAAGAUGCUCAAGUUGAAAGGCUUGAGGCCACUAAAGGAGAACUUAAAGCAAAAGUUGAAGCAGAGGCGAAAGGAAACUCGGUUUUAAAAGAGGAUUUUUUAAACAAAAAGAGAGCUUUUGAGGUGCAUCGUCUGCAACUCGAGCAAGAUGUGGUAAGAUUAGAAGAACAACUGCGAAAGGAGCUGGAGUUGAAGAAAAAACUUGAGACUGGGAUUAAGAUAUCUCAACAAGCCUUAUUUUCACAUGAAAAGGCAGAAAGUGAUGUCACAAGCUUACAUAAAAAAGUUAGCAAUCCUGAAGACCGGUACUCAAAACCAGAAAAACUGUACAGAAAAGAUUCUCAUGAAGCAACAACUACUUCUCAUGAGAGUAAGGAUAACAAGCAUCAAUUUCAGUCUUAUUCUGCAAAAUUACCUCCACAUAAACAACUUGAUCCAACAAACAGUUGCAAGCAACAUACAUACUUUAGCAAAGAUAACAAUGACAAACAACACUUCUACUCCUUUUCUUCAAGAUUACCUCCUAGUCAACACUCUGAUUCAACAAAAGAAAUGAAAAAGUCUUCGACAACCAAACCUAAACGAAUGAACUCAAAAAAUGAGACUACCGGUACAAAUUCAGCAAUGUCAAAGAUUACAAAUGGUAUUAAUUUCUUGAAAGAAAGAAGCAACCAACUAGCAGAUGAGUUGCAAAUCAUGAACAAAGAUAAGAAUAAAAGCCAAUCUCAAAGGCAUGCCCGAAAAGACUCACAAGAUGAUUUGGAUAUCCAAUCAUCUAUGAGACACAAAGAAAGUCAAUUGCAACACUUGGAUUCACAUAUAGAUAGAGAGAGAAAAACAGAUGAUCAAUCUACAAAUCUAUCAAUAGAUAAACUGCAUGAUGAGAGUUCCUAA